This is a messenger RNA of Amoebophrya sp. A25, 887 nucleotides long. The record is from the annotation of a GenBank genome assembly. NCBI's taxonomy places the organism in Eukaryota, Dinophyceae, Syndiniales, Amoebophryaceae.
AUGUUUCUGUGGUGGGGACCGGCGGUUGGGUCGUUUUUUCCGGUUCAUCGGGGUCAACCGGGAGUCUACGCGGGGCUCACGGCUGUGCCAUUAUUACUUCUAUUAGCAGUGGAAAUCGUGUUGAUGCCCACUUGCAUCCGUUUCCACUGGUCAGUGGGGCUAGUCGUACCGCUCGCGUUUGGAGUUACGAGACUUUACGUGUACUAACUACUUGCUUCUUAGAUUUAUAGUGGCUUUUUAGAAUCCUCUUAUACCUAGGCUUUGUACCUUUUCCACGCAUCCAUCAACUGACUCAACCAAUGAAUCAACCAAUCAUAGGUUACGACAUGCGUUUCCCCGAUUUUACUUUGGGCACAAUUACAUGGCCAGAUUGUGUUACAAUGAGCAGCGGAGUUUAUCCGCAUCCAGAUGGAACGAAAUUAAUCGCUUACAUUUAGCGGCAAGGCACAAGACACAACUUGCCAGGAUACGGGAAAAAAAUAGAAUAAAAGUACGAUAGUUUCUGCUCUAUCAUUUCACUUCGUAUGAGAAAGAGCUGAUUGCGCCUUGGUAGGUUCUUAUCCCAAGAACAUCGAAGUCCUCCCAUAUGGUUGCAUGCCCAGAAAACGACUAGACAGAUAAGGCUACGACGAGAGCUGGCUGCGGGUAAGCUAGGAAGCUGGCUAUAGCUAAACAGCUGCCGCGCUGGGUCUCCUCGAGCAGCUACGAAGCUAGCUAUGGCGAAGCAGCUAAUAGCAAGCUAGCUAUGGCCCUCUGCAAACUCCCCCAACAUCGAAGUCCUCCUAGAUGGUUAUCAAAUGUACAGUGACAUAUCCAGCAAUUCUUUUCAUCUGUUGCUAGUACAGCAGCUCUACUAGUUCUCCAUUCCAUUAGCUCUCUUUCUCCAU